This is a messenger RNA of Ogataea parapolymorpha DL-1, 3123 nucleotides long. RefSeq names its product GPI inositol deacylase of the ER that negatively regulates COPII vesicle formation. The record is from RefSeq and is a predicted model, not a curated record. Gene Ontology annotation, cellular component: endoplasmic reticulum. The transcript has a single exon. The coding region runs from base 1 to 3123 and encodes 1040 amino acids. Gene Ontology annotation, molecular function: phosphatidylinositol deacylase activity. NCBI's taxonomy places the organism in Eukaryota, Fungi, Ascomycota, Pichiomycetes, Pichiales, Pichiaceae. Gene Ontology annotation, biological process: endoplasmic reticulum to Golgi vesicle-mediated transport; GPI anchor metabolic process.
AUGCCCCCCACACUAGUGACUCCCAGAUACGUGCUUCUGAUCCUCACACUUUGUGGCCUUUCCCUUCUCUCGCUCAUUGCAUUCAGCUUUUUAGAGCAACUAGACGGCCCGGACUCGGCCAAAUGUCGCAGCGUCUACAUGUCGCCGGCCUACGCCCGAGUCCAUGGCUUUGAUGAGUCUCAUACACGGUUUGCCUCCAAAUACUCCCUAUAUCUCUAUCGAGAACAAGGCAGAGACACUCUUCCUAACAAUGACGGUCAGAGCCUGAGAUUGACUGGCACUCCCGUGCUCUUUAUUCCCGGAAAUGCGGGUAGCUACAAGCAAGUGCGGUCUUUGGCUUCCCAAUCAGCCAACUCAUAUUACACAGAGCUCGAGAAGUUCAAAGAGCUUAAUCCCCAUGUGAACAGCCUCGAUUUUUUCGCCGCAGAUUUCAAUGAGGAUUUCACAGCAUUUCACGGUAGGACCAUGCUGGACCAGGCUGAGUACCUCAACGACGCAAUAGGGUUUAUUUUAAGCCUCUAUCGACAUAACCCGACUCCGGCGCGGUCUGUGAUACUAGUCGGGCACUCAAUGGGAGGGAUUGUGGCCAGAGUGAUGCUAAGUCUCCCUAAUUAUGUGGAAGACUCCGUCAACACGAUAAUCACAUUAGCCGCCCCCCAUGCGGCGGCUCCCGCGACCUUCGAUGCAGAGUUGUUGCACGUCUUUGCGGCCACAGACGAUUUCUGGCGUCAUGGCUUUGUCAGUCUGGACUCGGACGACUCAGGAUUCAGCAAGAUUGCACGAAGGAGACUGGAGAACGUGUCACUUGUGUCCAUAACAGGUGGGCUUCUUGACAACAUGCUUCCUGCAGAUUACACUUCGUUGACGGGACUAGUGCCCGAGACCAAUGGGUUUACGAUUGCUACCACCGGUAUCCCUGGAGUUUGGACUCCAAUCGAUCACCUCGCUAUUGUGUGGUGCGACCAGCUUCGCAAGGUUAUAGCUAGUUCUCUACUGCAGUUGGUUGACAAAACAUCCGUAUCGCAGACGUACCCGCUCCAAAAGAGGAUGGAGAUUCUGCGCAAAAACCUUUUCACAGGCUUUGAAGCUGAUGCUACCCAGGAUUUUGACUCGUACAAAGCCGGCGCAGGUAAAUUGGAUUUGCCAUAUAAGCUCAAGAUCGACACGAAGCAGUUCAAGGACACUUCCAGACAGCGCAAUUUGCAACUUCCUAACUCCAAGCUGAAAAGGGACUUGCUCUCAUCUCCAGACAUGCACUUGUUUUAUAUUCCGAAAGAUGGGCUCAAAUUUAAAUUCAAUUUUCUGAGUUCGCUGAAGCCUGUGGAUAUAUCUCGUUUAGGCGAAGGCCUUGCAUCGCCAUCUAUACUGCUGUGCAGAACUUUGAAUCCCGAUGGACGGUCUUUCAAAGAAGAGUUUGAUUACACCACCGGUACAACAAGUAAGGCAGUUCAAUUAGAAUGCAUAGAUAUUCAUAGAGACGCUCACGAGAUCCCAAGGUCCUAUAACGACUCCAUAUCUUCUAGUGAGUCGUCGCUGGGCGGAGAAAAACGGCCGUUUUAUUCGAUUCAGCUAGACUCCCGAGUGCUCUCGAUGUUUGAUGCUGUGGUCAUUGCUGAAUCGCCAGUGCCAGUGGAAAGUCCAGAAUUUGUUCUUGCAGACCUGGAGCUCACUCAGUCCACAGAUCUUGUCUUGGGAGACUACAGCUUAUGGACGCUAUUGAGUAGAGGAUACGAUAUCACUUUGCCUGCUCACAGGCCUUUGUCAAUUAGCAUCAAGAUCCCUUCUGCCUGGUCCAGUCUACUUGCAUACAACUUUGAUAUACGUUAUCAGCAGUCGCAGAUGGAAAGAUUCUCGCCCAUGAUCAGCCAGAGAAUCAGAGACGAAACUAAAUGGCAUAUCAAUUUGCAUCAGGAUAAAUCGAUAACUGCAUUAAUUCAGGGAAUUUCUCCAUACUGCCCUUUCACUAGAGAUGAUACGUCGUCGUUGGAAUUGCAACUUUUCAGUGAUUCCUUGGCUUCUGACCAGAUUAUGGACAUCUAUUUGACCGUGAACUGGUUCAAGUCGCUAAAAUUAUUGGUCCUCAAAUACAGGCUUUCAAUUUUUAGUUUCCCGGUUUUUAUCACGACGUUAGUCUUUUUCCUGCAAUUCAGAAAGUACAUCAAAGAAGACGUUUUCCCUUCUUUCGGGGAAGGGUUGCUGAUGCUCUGUGAUCCACAUAUGCUCUUCCCAUUGGCUUUAGUACUGAGUGUUUUGUCUUCGUUUGCCUCGCACAGGUUUUUUCAGAAGCUUUUGAGUUACAUCGACCCCGUGGACUUUGGAAACAAAACGCUCAUGCAUGAAAUAGCAAAAUCGGACGUUUUUGUUAACCUCUACUUUUUGGGUCUCGAAGAAAAAGCACUCUGGUUUUUUGGGCCUGUGGUAUUGGUGAUUUCGUUGUCGUUGGUAUGCGCAUUUUAUAACCUUCUUCAAGUUUUGCUUUGGACGAUUGUUAUGGUUAUGCGCAAAUUGCAUUUCCCCUGUCUUUUGAAACCCGGCAUGUCUGGCAAUUACAAUAAACGUCGUGCAUUGGGUACUGCAUUGAUUUUAACUCUUGUGCCCCUAUACAUUCCUUACCAAUUUCCCUAUGUCGUUAGCUGUUUGGUACAAUGCACGGUCGUGAUACGUGCGUUCGUGACCAGCUCGGGCCAGAAACACGUCUCUGUGGAGAAUUUCCGCAACUUCAAUUUUUCGCUGCUCAUUUUAAUGCUGUGGAUUUUACCGGUGAAUAUUCCAGUGCUAAUUGUCUGGAUCCACAACUUCUCGCUACGUUGGGCCACACCAUUUUCUUCGCAUCAUAAUUUCCUAGCCAUUAUUUCUAUCGUGUUCCUUGUGCAGAACAACGUCGCUGGCAACAUCAUUCCUAGGCCAACUUCUGCGGUCACCAUCUUUGUUACCAAGUUUGUGAUCAUAUACUUUUCGUUAUGUUCACUCAUUUACGGCACACGCCACCUAUUUUGGUUGCAUUAUCUGUUCAACUUCUUGUGCGCUUGGCUGCUCUGCUUGCUUUUGGAGGACGUUUGGAAAAAACAGGUGAAAAACGUCACCAUGUUCAAGAAGGAAGACACACCCUCAAAACUAAACUAG